ACAGGGAGGAGAUUCAGGCGUCUAUACUUUCCCUUUCGACAAGACCCAAUGUAAAUAAUGGCGAGUGACAAGUAGUUAAAAUUUCGUGUUUUUUGCUAAUAUCUUCGCUUCUCUUCCUCCCGACAUUGUGAGGACGUGCCAGGUGAGAGCGCACGCACACACGCAUGCACGCAAACCCACGCACACGCACACACGCGCAAUUAAGAGAUAUAAUGAGAAAUAUGGCGUGGGCGAUAGUUACCAGACCCUAGCGGCGGCGGCGGCGGCGGCGGCGGGUGUUGCUAUAAUGUCAACACCAGUCACGCCCACAGCCUCAAGGAAAAGGGCAUUUAAUCAGACGGCUGGGGUGACUGAAUCCACCAAUGAGGGGACUGGGGGCAGCUGGCUGGGGGCUCUUGGUGGGGUGGUGGGGGAGUGGCUGCAGGGGUGGGGGCUCCUGGGGGUCCUGAGAAGACGGUCGGGGGUGGGGGGUGUCCGCUCCACCCCCAACACCCCCCCCACACACAGCCAACCCACCUCCCCCUCACAUGAACAUAUUGAAUUAAGACAACUCAACUUCCAGUGUGGAGAAAAAAAGGGAGGAGGAGGAGGAGAUAGAGAGGAGAGAGGAGGAGGAGGAGGGGAGGAGGGGGUGGUGAUGCGUCGGAAGGGGCCCCGGUACCCUAACCUCCCCCAGGGGCACCUCAGACGGCCCACUAGACACUCCUAUCACGAAGGAUCUACCCCGGAAUCCUACAUUUUGACAGCUCUCUUGAUACACUCCCUCAAACACAAACCUGGUUCAAAAUGUCCUGAUUCGAACUGCCCCCUGCCCCCCCCUGGACACCCCAAGGGGACAGCGGGGCCAGGGAAAGGUGCAGGGGGUGUUGACGGAGGGGCGGAGGGAGGCUAUGUACGUUCAGUCUCCGAGUCAGAGGAAGGAGAAGCUGAAAAGUGUAUGAGACCGAAAAUUAUGUUAAGUUUGGAGGAUUAUGAUAUGUCGCCACUUUCCAGCCCCUCCAGCGCGUUCCAGUUUGCCCAGAUCAGCCCUCUGCCUAGCCCACACUCGGCAAUGACCCACGCUUCCUCCUCCACCUCCUCCUUGCUCCCUGGCCCAUCCUCCUCUUCCUUAUCCUCAUCUUACCGAACUGAAUCUGAGACAACACGACCACCAGAUUCAGACACGUCAUCUUUCUACGACGUUUCCUCGCUGACUGACGUGACUUUUGACUCGUCGGUGAUGUCGCUCAAUGCGGAGACUCUUUCCCUCUCCUCCGCUACCCUGGUCGACGCCUCCUUCCCCUCAGAAUCCCGAGAAACGUACAGCGAAUUAGAAUCAUCGACAUUUCCGAAGGUUUCACGAACGCUUCCAUCUCGGCAUCUGUUCACUCUUUACCUUCCUGUUUGACCUUCCCUGACCCGACAGUGACCUCGUACUC
This is a messenger RNA of Portunus trituberculatus (swimming crab), 1418 nucleotides long. Its product is annotated as putative protein TPRXL. NCBI's taxonomy places the organism in Eukaryota, Metazoa, Arthropoda, Malacostraca, Decapoda, Portunidae. The record is from RefSeq and is a predicted model, not a curated record. The coding region runs from base 287 to 1387 and encodes 366 amino acids. The transcript is spliced from 4 exons.